Lepus europaeus (European hare) is the source of this 7677-nucleotide messenger RNA. It is a transcript of the gene CSNK1G1, whose product is annotated as casein kinase 1 gamma 1. NCBI's taxonomy places the organism in Eukaryota, Metazoa, Chordata, Mammalia, Lagomorpha, Leporidae. The transcript is spliced from 15 exons. Gene Ontology annotation, molecular function: ATP binding; protein serine/threonine kinase activity. Bases 565 to 1944 code for a protein of 459 amino acids. Gene Ontology annotation, biological process: signal transduction; endocytosis; peptidyl-serine phosphorylation. The record is from RefSeq and is a predicted model, not a curated record. Gene Ontology annotation, cellular component: plasma membrane; cytoplasm; nucleus.
UCCUCGCCUUCCCCCUCCCCUCCGCCUCCUGUCCUCCCUCCCGCUCCGGGGAAAGAGAAGCCGCCGCUGCGGGUGGGUAGAGAGGGACUGGGCGCCUCCGGGAGGAGACCGCGCCCGCCCCACUGGAGCCCUGGAGCGCUGCCGGGCCAGGAGCAGUGUCCCCCAAGUGGGCAGGCGUCACGGCGUCGAAGAAAGAGAGUGGAGCUGGAUUUGUUGCCUCUGAAUGAUAACUUCAGAGGCUGGGAAGGUGCCAGUGGCAUACCCGACCGUCGCCCAGCUCGAUAUGGAAUCUGGUGAGGACAGUUGUGAGACCAGUGCACUUUUGACUCAAUGGGGAUUAAUGGGUUACAAAAUGUCCUCCUAUGCUUGAGAUCUACAGACUACAUGUCCUACGAGAACUAACCAAUGGUUUUUCAUCUACUGGAUAUAUAUUAGAAACAUAAAUAUGGUGCCAAGAGAACUCCUUAUCUUUCCCUGACUACGAUUUAUUUGGAGAUGCAUUUGUAUUGAAGAGAGGUAUACACACUAAGGAUACUUGUUGUACAGAGACUGUCGUGUAGGAUCAUGGACCAUCCUAGUAGGGAAAAGGAUGAAAGACAACGGACAACCAAACCCAUGGCACAAAGGAGUGCACAUUGCUCCCGACCGUCUGGCUCCUCGGCAUCCUCUGGGGUUCUUAUGGUGGGACCCAACUUCAGGGUUGGCAAGAAGAUAGGGUGUGGGAACUUCGGAGAGCUCAGAUUAGGUAAAAAUCUCUACACCAAUGAAUAUGUAGCAAUCAAACUGGAACCAAUAAAAUCACGUGCUCCACAGCUUCAUUUAGAGUACAGGUUCUAUAAACAGCUUGGCAGUGCAGGUGAGGGUCUCCCACAGGUAUAUUACUUUGGACCAUGUGGGAAAUACAAUGCCAUGGUGCUGGAGCUGCUUGGCCCUAGUUUGGAGGACUUGUUUGACCUCUGUGACCGAACAUUUACUUUGAAGACGGUGUUAAUGAUAGCCAUCCAGCUGCUUUCUCGAAUGGAAUACGUGCACUCGAAGAAUCUCAUUUACCGAGACGUCAAGCCAGAGAAUUUCUUGAUUGGGCGACAAGGCAAUAAAAAAGAACAUGUUAUACACAUUAUAGACUUUGGACUGGCCAAGGAAUAUAUUGACCCUGAAACCAAAAAACAUAUACCUUACAGGGAGCACAAAAGUUUAACUGGAACUGCAAGAUAUAUGUCUAUCAACACGCAUCUUGGCAAAGAGCAAAGCCGUCGAGAUGAUUUGGAAGCCCUAGGCCAUAUGUUCAUGUAUUUCCUUCGAGGCAGCCUGCCCUGGCAAGGACUCAAGGCGGAUACAUUAAAAGAGAGGUAUCAAAAAAUCGGUGACACGAAAAGGAAUACUCCCAUUGAAGCUCUGUGUGAGAACUUUCCAGAGGAGAUGGCAACCUACCUGCGAUACGUCAGGCGCUUAGACUUCUUUGAGAAACCUGACUAUGAGUAUUUACGGACCCUCUUCACAGACCUCUUUGAAAGGAAAGGCUACACCUUUGACUAUGCCUAUGACUGGGUUGGGAGGCCUAUCCCGACUCCAGUAGGGUCAGUUCAUGUAGAUUCUGGUGCAUCUGCAAUAACUCGAGAAAGCCACACACACAGAGAUCGGCCAUCACAACAGCAGCCUCUCCGAAACCAGACUGCGUCGUCAGACCGCCGAGGAGAGUGGGAAGUCCAGCCCAGCCGGCAGACCAAUACCUCAUACCUGACGUCUCACUUGGCUGCAGACCGCCAUGGGGGAUCAGUGCAGGUGGUUAGCUCAACCAAUGGAGAGCUGAAUGUCGAUGACCCCACAGGAGCUCACUCCAACGCACCAAUCACAGCUCAUGCCGAGGUGGAGGUAGUGGAAGAAGCAAAGUGCUGCUGUUUCUUUAAGAGGAAAAGGAAGAAGACUGCUCAACGCCACAAGUGACCAGUGCCUCCCAGGAGUCCUCAGGCCCUGGGGACUCUGACUCUAUUGCACCUGCAGCUCCUGCCAUUUCUCAUUGGAAGGGACUCCUCUGUGGGGGAGGGUAGAGAUCCAAACCAAAAAGAAGAAAACAGAUGCCCCCAGAAGGAGCCAGUGUGGGCAGCCAGGGCCCAGUGGGUCUGUGGCCAUCCCGCCUGCCGAAGGCUCUGAGCAGGUCCCAGAGCUGCUGCUCCUCCACUUGCCCCUGGGGCCGCCUGGUUGACCCUCCUUCCCAUUGUUUACAGUGAAGGUGUCAUUCACAAAAACUCAAGGACUACUGUUCUCUUCCCUCCUCUUAGUUUACUCCUGGGUCUUGCCCCACCCUCAGCCUUCUCCAGCAUAAAAGCUAUGGAGCUAAAGGCUUUGCCUACAGAAACUCGUUGGGGCUGAGCCCCAGACAGGAGGAGGAAGAAGCAGACCUGGGUGGAGAAGGACGUUCUCCACCUCCGGUGUGUGUCUGGCGUCCUCUUCCUCCGUGCCUGUCAGCCUCCAUCCCCGCUGGCCACGGCUCAGGCCCCCCUCCCUCCCUCCUGUGAAGUUACACUGUAGGACGCAAGCUGUGAGAAGUCCGCAGUCUACUGUCCCCUGUUGGCGUCCUUAGCUUUCUUGGCAAGCAAAUCCUUUUCUCCAGGUGGUAGCAGGACAAUGCAGAUUGUUCUGAGGCAAAGGAAAGAAAACUGACUUUAUUGCACUUUUAGUUUUGUUUUGUUUUGUUUUUUAAACAAAAAAAUGUGGCAGAUGCAUAUUGUGUCUGGUUAUAUUGGGGGUUUUACUUUUUCUGUUUUGAGGGGGAUGGGGCCGGCCAAGCCAUUCACCGAGAACGUGGGUCCAGAGGACAUUCUCCAUGGGAAGAGUGUGCUGUGCAGCACACGGAAGAGAAGCAGCCAAACUGUCAUUCUGAGUGACGCUCAGGCUGGCAAGGAAACAUACUUGAAUUUUCAUUCAUCUUCUCAACUGCUGAAGAAUGUCCCCGCCAGAGCCUCGUGGCCUAGCCAGCCUGCAUUUGAACACCUAGCUCUCCAGCCCGUGGGAUGCACCAGCCAAGCCAGGCUGUGACCAGGAGACAGCUCAUCCCAGAGAAGGAGAUGCUUAACACAAAAAAUUCCAAAUGUCUCUUUGCUCCACUGCCAGGGACUCCCAACUAGAUAGCCAUGCGACUUUCUGGUGACUUGAGAGGCGAGAUCAGUGAUGAUACAGCCACCACCAUAUUGCUCCUAGUGGACAAAAAGAAGAGGACAGUAAACCUGCCUUCCAGCUGCCAGAGAAGCCUCAGGGUGUGGCAUAAUGGGCCAGGAAAAGAAAGUCAGGAUGUCCUGUGUGCCCCAACAGCUGAGCUGUAGCAUUUGGGCUGGUCUGCCUUCCCGGAAACCAAGCCCGUGAAGAUCUUCUCCCAGCAGGUCCACAGCAGCAGGCUUAGGACUCAGUACCUCAGUAUCUGGGGCCGCAGUGAACAGAAGGGUAAGAUUGAUUGGUGCUGGAGAAUUCCAGGGAAAAGGAGACUGAAAUGAAGCGUCUGAAAUUAUCUUCUCAGUCGGACAGAGAGUCCUUCUGGGUAAGAUGGCCAUGCAUGCUUUCCCCAGUCCACCUCCCCCUCCCGCUGUGCCGUGUUCACACCAAGUCCUUCCGCGAAAGGUCUUGGUUUCUCAUUCACUGUUGGAAAAGUCAGUGCACGGAGUUGCUCCUCUCAUGUUCGAUGUUCGUUUCUCAGUGGCUUACCCAAACAAUGACUUGUCAUUCCAGAUGUGGCAGAAGAGAAAGACUCACAUCAGAGAAUGCAGUCUUGUAUCUGUGAAUCGAGAGCUAACCGUGAAGUGCAGGGGCUAAUGACUCGCUCUGGUGGCUCAUGGUGCACAGAAAUCUUGGCCUCUGGCUUGAAGUGUAGGGCCUUUUUUUUUUUUUUUUUUUUUUAAACAAGGUUGUGGUGGUACUUUCUGGUGGUUGGCAUUUCCUAACAAGUCCUUGACAUAACUUGCAGAAAUAGUGUCACUUGCAUGAAUCAGAGUUACUGGGCUUCACCUGUUCCAUUGGACUUUGGCUAUGGACUAUCACUUCCCUGGCUUCCAGCCUGCUUAGUGAUUACAUAAGGACUGCAGUCUGUCAGUUUUUAAAAGAAGCGUUUGUGCAUAUGAAACAGAGAGGCAAGGAGAGACAGUGGCAUGCCCCUUCCCCACAAGGGUUUUGAAUAUUGGAGUUUGUUUCCUUGCCAUUCCCUGGUGGUUGAAGUCCCAUCACUGAAAUUUGCAGCAUUUAGGUAACUCCAGCUUUCUGUAUAGAAACUUUAACUUCCUCAAACCUGUGUAGAAAAUGCAUUUCUUCUAAAGGGAGGGCAGGGGCGAAUUGUGGCAAAGCCUGCAGCAUCCUGGCAUUUGAUGCCCCACUAAGUGCCUCCCCCAUCCCACUUCUACAGAGCAACAAAGGCAACAACCAGUUUUUGUCUUAAACUUUUUAAAAGGCUGGCAUUUAUGAGGUUGAGCCUAAGCACUUGGGGGAAAGGGUCAUUCCUAAUGAACUGUUUUCACCCUGCAACCCCUGCAAAUCUCUGACUAGAUGUUUGGGUUUCAUAACACAAGUGAGGAGCCCCAAGUCUCUGCAGCAUGUAAAGUAGUGAUGAUCCUGCCAGGUGGCACUCCGUGAUAGGUGGUCCCAGACCUGGGAGGUUCUCGUGGAAUCAUCCUGAGAAGUAAGAACAACAACCCUCAAAAGUCUUGAGUCCCCCAGCAGUGACAUGCCAUCAGCUGCUUCCUCGGCCCUGUUGCCACAGUAACCUAGCAAGAUGCUUGCAGUUGGGACCUGCCACUGCUCACCCUCCCACCCCAGCUUGGCUGGAGCCUUCUCCAAUUCACAGCUCUGAAGCCUGAGGAUCUUUUUCUUUGAGGUUGAUGCAGUUACUGCUCCUGAAAUCUAACUCAACAUCUGUUGAUUAAAAAAAUAGGAAAAAGCACACCUUAAUAUUCUCAUUAGGCAUUUUUCCCAAAGUCCUCCAGUGCCUGAGGCAGUGCAGCCUAAGCAAAACAGGAUUCCACCAAAGCAUAAAGGGCCUCCCCCUGUGACCAGAGUAUGACUUGGGGCUGCACAUGUUAGGGUUGAUCAGUUGCUGUGCACACCUUGGUUCUGUCCCAAGAUCUCUCCAGACUGCUCCACGAGGGUGGACAGAGCGUCCCAGCAGCCUGUGUGUGGGCAUGACUGCCUUCGUUAACAUUCUGCUAUUUGGGGUUUGUCUUGAGAGAAAGGUACUAGGCAGGUGACGAGGUGAGCUACAGUUCUCAUUUUACUUGAGAAUGUGUGAGCUGUACUGCACAGUAGAAAUCCUGAGGUUUCUACUAGAGAUUACCUGUAUAUUAUCAGGGAUUGAAUUCCAAGUCCAUAGAAACAGCCCCUGACCAUUAGCCAGAAAGGCAUCCAUCACUUUCUGAAGUAACCUCCCACUUAGUUCAGGGGAAUUAGACACUGGUGGUGCAUGUUCAAGUGCUGAUUUUCAGUGUUAGUGACCACUUUUAAUUCCAAAAUUACAGAACAAUGGUAUUGUUUUGCUGCUGGUUACUAAAGAUCAUAGCCUUAACUUGUUUUUCUUAUGCAAAGAAUAUAAUUGGUUCCGCAUCCCACUGAGCUAGUAUGGCCGGCAUUUCUCAAAAAUAAGAACUUCCACAGCAGCCUAGAAAGCAUCCCCUCAAGGCAACUUGAUCUUCAGAUGCAUCUUUGCCAAGCCUGCGUGGCACCUGCAUCCCAGCCACAUUUUGCAUUUUCAUAUGUAAGUCAAUUUUCCAUUCCCUUGAGGUACCCUGUCUACCUUGACACCAGUGUCAGAACCACAUGAGGGCUAGAGUUUCUCAGAUUGUGAGUUUUCAACGCCAUAUAGCCAACAUUGCCUUUCCUGGCCACUGCCAUCAUCCCCACCAUUGUCCCCAAGAGGCAUGAGUUCCAGAAACCCUCAGGGAGCAGGCUAACUAGGCACCCUGUGUGGCUUGGCCCCAUGGGUGAUAGGCACUUAAGUCUGGGAUUCUUGUUUUUGCAGAUUCCAGGCAAGUCCUGUCUAGAGGUUGAUGGUUGGGGCUCCAGUCUUCUCAGAAUGGGUUGGUAGGAAUCAGGUUGGGUUACCUUUGGGUUUGGGCUUGGGCUUGGGCUUCUUGAAGGGGGAGGUAGUUUGGUUUCUGAGUAAGAAAAGAGGCAACCAUAGCCCUUUUGUGGGUUUGUAGACUUUUGAACAAUGUUUUAGCCACAGAUCUUGGAGGUCUUUCAUCCAGUAAGCAGUCUUUAAAAAUAGGUGUUUCUUAACUCCUUUUACAGGUGACUAAGUGCAGAAGAAUAGAUUUUUUCAUUGUAUCAAAAUAGUAAGUAGAUACCCUGCUUAUAGGUAAUAGUAGUUGACAUACUUUCUCAAAAAGCAACCAGAAAACCUACUCCAGUAUUUGUAAAUCAGCUUGCAAAGGAAGAGGUGGACAAGUACUCCAUGUAUUUCUAGUUUGAAUACCAAACAAUGUUUAUUGUAACGAAAGCUCAGUGUGUGGACAGAAGUUCUUUCAUUAUGUUUCUUUCAUCCCUCACAAUCACUCUUCUGGUGCCAUCGCCACCUUUAAGGUCUCAGAGCAGAGGAUUCCCUGUGGCAAUAAAUGGCAGUGCAGUGCAGGCACCCCAGUAACACACGAGGACAGCUGUCCUGACCCCCAGACUUCUCUGUCAGGGCAGGUGAGACAUUUUCACUGUCCCUCUCCGUGAGCUCCAGACUAAAUCCCAAGUCAGCCUGUGUACUGAAAGGCUUUGUAAAAGGUGUACUCGUCUGUUAGGAGUGUCUCAGGAAUGAUGAGCCAUUUCUGGGUGGGAAUAAAUGUACAGAUGGAGGUGUGUGAGAGAGAGUGUGUGUGUAUGUGUGUGUGUGCGUGCGCACUCCUGCAUGCAUUUCACUUCCAUAAAGAUUCACAGUUACUGGGAAUUGUGUGUUCCUGAGUAUUCUGAGAUGUACAGGUGACAAGUGAACUUCUCGGAUUAGUGUCUCAUCAAGCUCGUUCAGAGAGUGAGCCCCACUUACCAGGCAUAGAGCAUAACAACAGCAGAAAAGAGAGAGACGAAACCAAAAAUAAAAAAAAUAAAAAAAAAAAAAUCCGACCCACAGAAAAUAAUGUUCAUUCAGCAAUUCUCAUUGGAUAUUUUACAUGCUCUAAUUUAUUAUAUUAUUAUUUGUUUCUUUCAUCUUUGCCCAUUGUACUCUUAAAAAGAUGUUGGGAUAUUGAUUGCAAUUUUUAAAAACUAGAUAAUGUAUAAAUCAGCUGUGGAAAUCAGUUUUAAUUGAUGUAUGGAUGUGUCUGAUUAUUGUUAAAUGCCUUUUUUACCUUUAUUAUUAUUAUUAUUAUUUAGGUAUGUAAUGUUUCAUAAAUCCUGGCACUGGUCGCAAAGCUCAGCUGUGAAAAUGAAACUUGUAGUAUUUUUAAAUAUGAAUGUCAAUUUCAAGUGUAUUUGAAAUGGUUCCUCCAGGAGAGAGAUUUGUACACCAUUAGGAAAAACUCCUCUGCAGAGAGGAAGUAGCCUUUGAAGAAAAUGGAGAAUGGGCCCUGAUAUGUUAUCUCAGUAGCCCAUUUCCCAGGGCACCAUGGGAAACACAAAAUGUGAUCUUUAAGUAUACCUCUUCCCCAGUUUGGGGAGGAAAAACUCAGUUUGCACCCUUUUUGUAUGUAAAAUAAAAUGUCUUACCUUUCUUGGCUUUUA